Molecule: messenger RNA, 3065 nt
Organism: Bicyclus anynana (squinting bush brown)
Lineage: Eukaryota; Metazoa; Arthropoda; Insecta; Lepidoptera; Nymphalidae
Product: esterase FE4
Exons: 4
Coding region: 210-1838 (542 amino acids)
Molecular function (GO): hydrolase activity
Source: RefSeq, a predicted model, not a curated record
CAUUUACCAAUUCACUCGACUCGAGUCCAUACAAGUGGCUCGUGCGAGGCGUGCCUGUGGGGCCUUGACUGUUACAUCACUAGUUACUGGGUUACGAUACAGUUGAUACAUCGUUUAACGUUGUAUAGUGAAAAAGUGAUUGAAAUGUGUCAACUGACUGCGUGUGUGUGACCCAAUGUGUGAACUACGCACAAGCUUGACUGCUGGUAAUGAAGAACCAUUGGUUGGUGCUGUGGUCGCUGUGGGCGGCGCGCCUGGUGCGGCAGCCGACGGCGCCGGUCAGGGUGCAGGGCGGCAGGCUGCGCGGCUUCGUGUCCCCCGACGGCUCGCACAGCAGCUACCUGGCGGUGCCGUAUGCUUCUCAUCCGGAGAAACGGUUUCAGGCUCCAGGUCCUGCUCCAUCAUGGCAAGGCGUUUACGAAGCAAUAAAUGAAAACAUCAAAUGUCCACAAAGAAGAGGCGAUAAAAUAGUCGUAGGCCAAGAAGAUUGUCUAGUCCUCAACGUAUUCACCCCUUUGGGUUCUUCAUCAACUAGCUCGUACCCAGUAAUGGUGUUUAUACACGGAGGAGGAUUCUACGAUGGCUCCGGCAGUGCUCUGUUGUAUGGUCCACAAUAUUUAGUCAAUAAGGGAGUUAUACUCGUAUCUAUCAACUACAGACUUAACAUACAAGGUUUCGUGUGUUUACGAAUUAAAGAAGCACCAGGAAAUGCUGGGUUAAAAGACCAAGUGGCUGCAUUGAAAUGGGUGCAAAGAAACAUUAAGGCAUUUGGAGGCGACCCUGAUAAUGUUACUAUAUUUGGAGAGAGUGCCGGCGGAGCAUCUGUAUCCUAUCAUAUUGUCUCUCCUAUGUCUAAAGGGCUAUUCCAUAAAGCUAUAAUACAAAGUGGAUCGUCUUUAGCAUCUUGGGCCAUGCAAUUUAAGCCUCGAUACAUGGCUAGUUUAUUGACAAAAACAAUGCUUUACCCAACCGAAGAUCCACAUGAAAUUUACGACAAAUUGAUAGAUAAAGGUGAUGCAGAGUUGGUAGUAACAAGAGUCCCGAGAAGAGAAGGCAAUUUAAUAAUUUCAGAACUCUUAUAUGUACCGUGCGUGGAAGACGUGAUAGAUGGAGAAGAAGCGUUCUUAACAGAAUUACCAUUUGAUAUCCUUUCAGAAGGCAAAUACAACAAAGUUCCUGUUAUGUUGGGAGUGUGUAAUGAGGAAGGUUUACUAUUUGCCGCAUUGGAAAACGAUACUACAUUAGCUACAAUGUCAGUUGAGAAAUCGCUGCCUAAAAACUUACACAUACCGAAGGAAGAAGAUAGAAAAGAAAUAGGUAAAAGGCUGCAUAAUUUAUAUUUAGGAAAAGAGGCUAUCUCGCAUGAUAAUUUGGCAAAUCUAUCAAGAUUAGAAGGUGAGCUUCACAUCACACAUCCGUCGCUAGAAGAGACUGAAUUAUAUCUUAAGACGAAUGAUAAGCCAGUAUAUAGUUACGUGUUCAGCUAUGACGGAUGGCGCAACAUCCUCAAGCUAACGAUGGCCAGACUCCUGAAGCAUGUCCCCGGCGCCACGCACGCUGACGAACUGUUUUAUAUCUUCAGUCAGAACAUCAUCCCAUCCUUCUUUGAGAAUGAAAUGAUAGAUAGGAUGACGACUAUGUGGACGAACUUCGCUAAACAUGGGGACCCUACCCCAGUAGUGACGGAUUUGUUACCUGUGAAGUGGCACCCCCUGGACAGGUCCAACCCUCAGUCGCUGGUCAUAGACAAGGAGUUCUCCUACAGUCCGCUGUGGAACACUGAAUCGUUGAAGUAUUUGCGACAGGUGUACUCUAAGUACAGGCGGAAAAAAGACUGAAACACUGGUAUAGUCAGUGUGUUUUGAGAAGUCCGUUAUGCUUUAGAUAUUGUGGUAAGAAGUGUAACUAGGUGAGCGAUUUCGCUAUUUAACACUCGUCGACGAACUUUUCUAACUUUUGAAUAGCGACGUUGCCAUGGAAACGAACGAUGUCACAGCGUUAUAACUUUACAGAAUGCAGGCACAGUCCGUGAAUUUUAUUUGAAAAGUUACAGCACUGUGCAAUGUUUGUUUCAAUGGCAACUUCGUUAGUGAUGAAAAAGUACAUUUUAAUUUUGGCAUCCUAUAAACUAAACGAACGAACGAAUAUAAGACGUGUUUUUGGUGAAACGUUCACCGACGAGUGUAAAGUAGCGGAAUCGCAUCUCUGACUGCGUCUGUGUCUCCAGUAUGUACAAACAGAGGCUAAGUCUCUCAUAUUAUCACUAUAUCCAAAGUCGAAUCGACUUCCCGGAAUAGAUUGACUAUCACUGACUUAUGUAAACUGGACAAAGGGUAUAUUACUAAUUAUAGAUUUUAAGUUUGUUUAUUGAAGCGCGUUUAUCUUUAAAACUAUCAGUCAAAUUGUUGUAAUCUGACGUAAUCUGGUUACAGGGUAUUAUGAUACUUAUGAGAAUUGUGUUUGUUUAUUAAAGCGCGAUAAUCUCUAAAACUAUUUGAACAUUACUUUUAAAUGUUUUGCAAAUUUAUGUGAAACAAUACAGAUUUAGAUAUUUUAUUCUUAACGUAGUAAACAAAUUACUUCUUUACUACGUCAAGAGUUAGGUUAGGUAAUUUUUAGGGUUCCGAACGUACGUAGUACAAGAAUGGAACCCUUAAUUUUUUAAUUAAUUUUUUAAUUAAUUUUUCAAGUAACAUAGUUCAUAUUAAAUGUGGUUCAAAAAUGAACUUAUGUUUGAAAAGUAUUGGCAAUAUUGUAUUCUGUAGUAUUAGUCUCAAAACAAACUGUGUAUAGGGUACAUACGACGCGCUAUGAUAUGACAAUUUUUUUAUGGAAAUGAUCAUCAAAACGGUCAUUAUAACUAGCUGCAAAUAUAUAUAGGUGUAUUAUUAGAAUUAAGAUUUGUGUCUAGGUGUUUGUUUGUAUUUUUAAUUUUAUUUAUAUAUUUUGUUGAUUAAUUACACUUAUAAUUAAGUAUUUUAUUCUACGAUCUAAAGCACCAGACAUCAUCACUUAGCUGAUGUUUCGAUUCAGAUGUAACAGAAAUAUAAGGUUUUAUUUAGUAA